AUGCCCUCUUUGAGGUCGAGUCAUGGCUAUGCCGGUCAUAUGCUACAACAUGAUUCCAUUGCACACAAGAAGCGGAACUCAAGAAUAUUAAUACACCCAACCCUCAAUGAGAGGGAAACUGGACGCAUGUCACCAACAAACGACCAACCUGUGCCUAAGUCCAGUCGAAAGACCAAGCCGACAAAAUCAGCUGCCAACAGCGCACCGCCUGAGAUUUUGCUGGACAUCUUCCUCAUGCUGGCACCCCGGGACUUCGACAAUGCCCGACGGACAUGCUCGCAAUGGAUGCGAGUCAGUCUCAACGACAAGCUACUCGAAACCAUGCUAAGAAGGGCAGGGUGGUGGAAUGCAUGGUUACAAGACCGUCAAAAGAAGCUUAUCUCCCCUCGCUCAGAUGAGAGCGAAGCCUGGAGAAUGAGCCGCCGCUUUGCCACAGAGUGUCUCCUCUCUGGACGAAGAUUCAACGUCGAGAAGCCUGGCUUCCUGUCAACCGCCACGGUUGACUUUUCAGGUCUUUCAGACAAUGCACCACGCAAGACUCGAGGGAGUCGGCUUCAGCCGGUGCUCAAGGAGAGCAAGGGUCUUUCGACGUUUAGUGUUAGCAGUUGCAGCAAUUAUCUGCUUGUCACCAACGGCUGCAUGAUCUAUGUCUAUCAUCUUUUGGGUCGGAAAUGUCAGUCAGCAUCUCCAACUGAUAUGUCUGAUGCUGCCUUGGCUCCCAUUUCACGCAUUUCAUGUCCAUUCGAGGUUUUAUCGGCUACCAUCGACACCAGCACGCCUCGCUUCACUGUUGCCGCUCUGCUGAGCAAUCGAGUUGGUAUGAUCUGUGACUUGGAUAUGGCCUUCUCCGAAGAACCGAACACGAAGACUCAUGCCAACAGCAUUUCAGCUGUACAGGAUGCACACCAGUAUCCAAUAUCACAGCUCCUACGAAUGCCAACAGCAGACUCAACAUCUCGUCACUUCUUCUACAACGUCUGCACACCCGACGCCCCUCCACGAACAAUAGCAUUAUGUCCCGGCCGACAUCUCGUCGGCUUCGGCUGCGCAGCUGGCGUAGAAAUCCACAGCGUGAACGAACCAAGGAGAAACGAACAAAGAAAACACUUCCCAAUGCCCCAACCCUCCGAAAUCCUCCACUUCCUCCCAAGCUCCCCAGAAUCACCCAACGAACUCCGCCUGAUCUCCUCCCUCACCGGACCAGGUUCUCACGAAUGCAAAUGUCCUCCAUCACCAACACCCUCCCUCCAAUCCCCAACCCUCUCCCCAAACCCCCAAGCAAAGAACCAAUUCCACUUCCUAGCCGACGUCCAAUCCUUUAGCCGCCGCAGAAUCCCCCACACUCCAUCCAGAAGCUUCGUCCGCGCAACCCACUGCCACCAUUACCGCGCAGUGCCCAUAAACGACGGCUUCCACAUAAUGUUCAUAGAGCCCCGAACAAGCCUUCUCUGCAUCGGUUCUUCAACCCCAAUCGGCGGCCCAACAAGCCUCACACGCGCCUUCAUCUGCAUACCCCCAUUCGCAAAUCCAACUCCAGCAAAAGACCCACCAAUCCCAACGACCUUCACCGCAGGCUCAGAUCUAAGCUGGGGUCUGCGCGUUGUAGCCGCAUAUGGGAACCGUAUCGUGCUCUAUUCCAUCCCGCUGGAUGUAUACAACGUCAUCCACAAAGAACGCGAGCGCCAAGGAGAUGGUGUUAUGGGGGACAGUGACCUGGCCCGGGAUUGGUAUAUUGAUGCAGACCGAUCCCCGAAACGGCGGGAUGGUCUUGCUCAGAAUCAGAGUGAGGAUUGGGAGUGUUUGCUAAGCGUUUCUUAUCAACCUACUGCUACGAUGUGGCCGUUUAAGAUUUAUGGAAAGGAGAUUGGGACUGUUGAUGGGCUUGUUGAGCUUUCUUUGCAGUCUUCUGAGGGGGGUGUGAGGGUUUGGGCUUUUGGGGGGGAUGGGCGGGCGACGGUUUUUGAUAUUGAUACGUUUACAUCUGGGGGUUUCGGGCCUGGUUCCGUUCCUGUUUCUGCUUUGAAGAUUGGGGCUGAUGGGGGUGUUCAGAGUUCUAAGAAGGUUCCGAGAGUUGGACUGGGGCCUUCACGGAAGAGAAAGGCUGAGGUUUUGGGGGAUGGGUUCGCUGGUCGGUAUGGUGCUGGUCGUCAUUCGUCGGUUGUUGAUGGGUUGGGCUUGAUUAAGCCUUGUGCUGCUGGUGUACAUGGUGUGCAGCAGGACCCAUCUGUUCGUCGUACUUCUUUUGCGGCUUGUAUAUUGGAUUUCAAGAUUCCUGAGUUAGGGAUCUAG
Messenger RNA from Penicillium canescens, 2289 nucleotides. Its product is annotated as F-box protein. Lineage: Eukaryota; Fungi; Ascomycota; Eurotiomycetes; Eurotiales; Aspergillaceae. The coding region runs from base 1 to 2289 and encodes 762 amino acids. The record is from RefSeq and is a predicted model, not a curated record. The transcript has a single exon. Gene Ontology annotation, molecular function: protein binding.